Alnus glutinosa is the source of this 1354-nucleotide messenger RNA. Its product is annotated as phytanoyl-CoA dioxygenase. The transcript is spliced from 9 exons. Gene Ontology annotation, molecular function: phytanoyl-CoA dioxygenase activity. The record is from RefSeq and is a predicted model, not a curated record. Lineage: Eukaryota; Viridiplantae; Streptophyta; Magnoliopsida; Fagales; Betulaceae. The coding region runs from base 188 to 1036 and encodes 282 amino acids.
AACAUGAUAUUUACGCGUUGUACCUCGUUGCGUUCUUCAAAAUAACAAUCACAACACGUUGACUAGUCACGCUUUAGUGUUUGACAAAUUAUAAAGGUAGAUAUUCGUUUUCUUCUUUGGAAUUGGAUAAACACAGGCGAUAGAUAUUCAUUCAUAUACACAGUUUGACGUUAGAGACAGACACACCAUGGGAAUCGUCGGAAAUCUCAGUCCCGAUCAGCUCCAGUCAUUCGACUCUCAAGGUUUUAUUGUGAUUGAAUCGUUUGCGAGCCCCGAAGAAAUCGACGCCAUGAGGAAGAGAAUGGACCAGUUGCUGGAUGAAUUUGACUGCUCCACCGCCUCAGUUUUCUCUACCAAGAACCAGAAAGAGUUGACCGAUAAUUACUUCUACGAAAGCGCCGAGAAUAUCUCCUGUUUCUUCGAGGAGAAAGCCUUUGGGGCUGAUGGAAACUUAAAGCAACCAAAACAACUUUCCAUCAACAAAGUUGGGCAUGCGUUACAUGAGAUUGACCCAGUAUUUAAAAAGAUCUCCUGCUCUGAGAAAGUUUCAAGUCUGAUGUUCUCUUUGGGUUACAAAAGGCCAGUGAUCAUUCAGUCCAUGUACAUUUUCAAGCAACCAGGUAUCGGAGGUGAAGUAGUGCCACACCAGGAUAACUCAUUUCUUUAUACUGAACCACCAACUUGUACGGGGCUGUGGCUUGCUCUUGAAGAUGCCACAAUAACCAAUGGUUGCCUUUGGGUUUUUCCUGGAUCUCAUAAAAAUGGGCUUGUUAGGAGGAUGAUUAGACGUGAAGAGGGGGUUUCCUUUGACCGGCCUUCCCCAACAUAUAACCAAAAGGAUUUUUUGCCUAUUGAAGUGAAAGCUGGGUCUUUGGUUGUGAUUCAUGGUGAUCUUAUUCAUCAAAGUUUUGAGAACCAGUCCUCAAAAUCAAGGCAUGCCUACAGCUUGCAUGUCGUGGAUACCGAUGGCUGCAAAUGGGCCCCUGAUAAUUGGAUCAGAAGAAAAGUGGAGCCCGAGCCCCUCUAUGUAUCUUAAUCUAUCCUUCCAAUCCAUCAACGGUCUUUUUCUACAAAUGGCGGUCGUUUUCAUCUCAGGCAGAAUUGUUUACCCUCCGUUGUAUAUAAUUUUGUGAUGUGUAUGUACCAGCUGUCUUUUGUGGCCAUAGGCAACUGUUUUGUCUUUUCUUUAUGUUUUCCUUUAACUUGUAAAAAUAAAUAAAUAAUGUUUAAUUUCCUUUUAAACUAGAUACUGAAUCUCUACCUGAAUAUGUAGUCAGAAUAAAUUUGUCCUGCAUAACUUGACACGUAUUGUCAUGCAAUGUACCUUUCAAUUAAGUAUUUCCUUCCAAAACAA